Eurypyga helias (sunbittern) is the source of this 918-nucleotide messenger RNA. RefSeq names its product solute carrier family 22 (organic anion transporter), member 7 (gene SLC22A7). The transcript has 4 exons. Gene Ontology annotation, cellular component: membrane. Gene Ontology annotation, biological process: transmembrane transport. NCBI's taxonomy places the organism in Eukaryota, Metazoa, Chordata, Aves, Eurypygiformes, Eurypygidae. Gene Ontology annotation, molecular function: transmembrane transporter activity. The record is from RefSeq and is a predicted model, not a curated record. The coding region runs from base 82 to 891 and encodes 269 amino acids.
AAGGACAGAGACCGCUGCCCAUGCUCACGUCGCUGCUCCUUGGCACACAGCUGCUCCGAAUGAGCACACUCUGCAGGAAAGAUGAAAUUUGAGGAUCUCUUACUGGAAAUAGGGGGCUUUGGCAGAUUCCAGCUUUUGAUUUUGUUUAUCCUCUGCCUCCCAAGAAUCAACCUUCCUAUGCAUUUCCUGCUGCACAAUUUUCUUGCUGCUACUCCCUCUCAUCACUGUGCAAUUCCACACCAAGAGGCAUUUGUGAACCUCACCACAGAGGAAGUUCUGCUCAUCAACAUCCCCCGGGAGCCCGACGGCACUUUUAGGUCCUGUGAGAUGUUCUCACAGCCUCAGUUUCACCUGCUGCUCAAUUCUUCCCUGCAACCAGAAAACAACUCCGUCACCCAGCACUGCCAGCACGGAUGGGUCUAUGACCACUCGCAGUUCACCUCCACCAUCUCCACUCAGUGGGACCUCGUGUGCGAGCAUCGUGGACUGAACCAGGCGACUGCAACCUUCUUCUUCAUUGGCGUUACGAUGGGGGCCGUGGUAUUCGGAUACCUUUCAGACAGGUUCGGACGGAAAGCCAUGCUCCUGCUGUCACUUGUGUGCUCUGUCGUGUUUGGGAUGCUGAGCGCCGCCUCCAUCUCCUACAGCAUGCUGGCCAUCACGCGGACCCUCACCGGGGUGGCCCUGAGUGGCGUCUCCCUUAUUGUAUUACCUUUGGGGAUGGAGUGGGUGGACAUACAGCACCGCACCUUCUCCGGGAUCCUGACUAGCAUCUUCUGGAGCAUCGGGAACAUGCUGCUGGCCAUGGUAGCGUACUUGGUGCGGGAAUGGCACUGGCUGCUGGUAGCCGUAACGGGACCUUGUCUUCUGAGCAUCCUCGGCUUGUGGUGAGUGCAGCCACCCGCGGCCAGGCAGCUC